AUCAGCAAGCUGCUUGAGCACCCCCAAGUGUUCGACGGCGUCGGCGUGCUUGUCGACGUUGGCGGGGGCACCGGUGCCACCCUGGCGAUGAUCGCAAACCGGUACAAGCACAUCAGGGGCAUCAACUUCGACAUGUCCCAUGUCAUCUCUGAAGCUCCAUCGCUUCCAGGCGUGGAACAUGUAGCUGGAAGUUGGUUUGAUAGCAUACCCACUGGAGAUGCAGUUUUUAUGAAGUGGAUCCUCCAUAUGCAAAACGACGACGACUGCAUCAAGAUCCUGAAGAACUGCCACCGAGCUCUCCCGGACAAGGGGAAGGUGAUUGUCGUGCAGAGCAUCCUGCCGGAAACCCCGGAGUCGACACCAGCUGCACGGGAUUCCUUCACCAUGGAUAUAAUCAUGCUUGUCAACUUCAAUGGUGGGAAGGACAGGACGGAGCAGGAGUACGCCAAGCUUGCCAGGGAUGCUGGCUUCGCGGGCGCCUUCCGGUCAACCUAUAUAUUCUGCAACAUUUACGCUCUCGAGUUUACCAAGUAGUUAUACUUGUCAUGAAUAAGAGCUACUAGCUCACCUGCGUACGUAUGAUAUGUUUGUAUUCUCGAAUAAGCCAUAAAUUUGUAUAUGGCAUCUAUCUAUCUAUCUAUCUAUCAAUCUAGGACUCAUUGUUUGGUUUCUGCCAGCAAUAGAUAAUGCCUUCCACUUCUUUCCAA
This is a messenger RNA of Phragmites australis (common reed), 707 nucleotides long. RefSeq names its product caffeate O-methyltransferase-like protein 2. Gene Ontology annotation, molecular function: O-methyltransferase activity; S-adenosylmethionine-dependent methyltransferase activity. Gene Ontology annotation, biological process: methylation. The annotation marks the transcript as partial. The record is from RefSeq and is a predicted model, not a curated record. The transcript is spliced from 3 exons. Lineage: Eukaryota; Viridiplantae; Streptophyta; Magnoliopsida; Poales; Poaceae.